Molecule: messenger RNA, 883 nt
Organism: Magnolia sinica
Lineage: Eukaryota; Viridiplantae; Streptophyta; Magnoliopsida; Magnoliales; Magnoliaceae
Exons: 2
Coding region: 210-707 (165 amino acids)
Source: RefSeq, a predicted model, not a curated record
UCAUGGCACCCACGCUAAGAUUAAAGCUUCUGGUAAACAAGAACACAGGCGAGGUGUUAUGUGGAGAAGCCAAGAAAGAUUUCGUAGAUUUUCUCUUUAGCCUCUUAGCAUUUCCAAUUGGGUCCGUUGCAAAGCUCCUCACAAAGGAAUACACGGUGGGAUGCACUUGAAGUCUCUACGACAGCCUUGAAAAUCUAGACGAUGAAUACAUGCAACCUAAAUUUGACAAAAAUAACCUCCUCAACCCCAAGACGUACAAUCCGAUUAGCGGUCCGGAUCCUCUCCUUUUGUUGCAAGGUGGUGCUUCCACCGCAUCUAAGUACUACACAUGCGGCUAUAACUACUCUCACCGCUUCGUCACAGAUGUUGAGGGCGUGGGGUGUCCAUCUUGCAUCAAUAAAAUGACCGCUGAGGUUGUCUAUAUUAAGCCUAAAGUGGUAGCGUCGGGAUCGGACGGUGGAGGUGUUUCCGUUAAGGGUGUAGUGACUUAUAUGGUGAUGGAUGAUUUGGCUGUGAAGCCCAUGUCUACCAUAUCAGGCAUUGCUUUACUUACCAAGUUCCAAGUUAAGGAUGUGAGUGCACUCGAGGAGAAGGUUGUGGAAGUUGGGUUGGAUGAGGCUUUGGCUCUCUUAAAGGCUUCCUUGGAGUCGAAGACAGCACUCAAUGACAUCUUUGGAGCAAAGUCGGAGAAAGUGCUUGUGGUGUAGAUAUAUUGCAACAUCAUCACCAAGCAUCUCCUACUGUAAAUUGGUGUUGUGUGGGAAUCUCAUGCACAUUUUCUACAUUGGGAUUUCCCGAUAACAUUAAUGGAUGGUAGGAGAUGUUAGUCAUAAAAUAUUAUGUUGUUUCUUUUUAUACCUUUCUAAGCAUAGUUGUUUGAAAA